This is a messenger RNA of Zingiber officinale, 1022 nucleotides long. Its product is annotated as hydroxyacylglutathione hydrolase cytoplasmic-like. Lineage: Eukaryota; Viridiplantae; Streptophyta; Magnoliopsida; Zingiberales; Zingiberaceae. The coding region runs from base 116 to 889 and encodes 257 amino acids. Gene Ontology annotation, molecular function: hydroxyacylglutathione hydrolase activity. The record is from RefSeq and is a predicted model, not a curated record. The transcript is spliced from 7 exons.
AUUCGAUCGAAGCGGUCGGCAAAUUCCUCCUUUUUAUCUUCUUUUCUUCACUCGCUUCUCCAGAUCCGCCUCCUCGCCAUCGAAGGAGAAGGCGGCGGCACAGCCAAGAGCGGCGAUGAAGGUGGUUCACGUCAACUGCUUGGAAGAUAACUACGCCUACAUAAUCGUGAACGAGUCUUCCGGGGAGGCGGCGGCCGUCGACCCCGUUGAGCCCGAAAAGGUUUUGUGGGAGGCCAAGCAGAUCGGUGCCGACCUCAAGUUUGUGCUCACCACUCACCAUCACUGGGAUCAUGCAGGGGGGAAUGAGAAGAUGAAGGAGUUGGUGCCGGGGAUCAAGGUCUAUGGUGGAUCAAAAGAUUCUGUACGAGGUUGCACGGAUACUUUGGAGAACAAGGAUAAGUUGGCUCUUGGGCCAGAUAUCGAAAUAGUUGCUCUCCAUACACCAUGCCAUACUAAAGGUCAUAUAAGUUAUUAUGUGACUGACAAAGGGGAAAAUCCAGCUGUCUUUACUGGGGAUACACUGUUUAUUGCUGGUUGCGGAAAGUUCUUUGAAGGUACUGCAGAACAGAUGUAUCAAUCUCUGUGUGUCACAUUAGGUUCACUACCAAGGCCUACUCGUGUUUAUUGUGGUCAUGAGUACACUGUGAAGAACCUCCAAUUUGCAUCAACUGUUGAACCAGACAAUCAAAGGGUAUUAGAUAAGCUUUCUUGGGCUAAAAGUCAACGCCAGUUAAACCAACCUACAAUUCCUUCAACGCUUGAGGAAGAAUUCCAAACUAAUCCAUUCAUGCGAGUUGACUUACCAGAGAUACAGGCUAAAGUUGCCUGCAAUUCUCCGAUUGAGGCCUUGAUGAAACUUAGGUCAAUGAAAGACGCGUGGAGAGGGUGAAAAGAAGAGGUUUGGCUUCUUUGAAAAGGUGUUCGAGUUUGUAGUUAAAAAUGGCUCAUGUUGUGGAUGAAAAUAACAUGUCUCACUUUUGUGUAAUAAUAAUGAACCAUUAUCAGCUUUCAGCUUUUAACUA